AUGUCAGAAAGCCUCUACUCAGAAGAACUGAGGGCAGUGCCUCAGGACCAGCGACUACGGUCGGAAGGUCAAUGGAGAGUCUGGAUAGGCCAUAUACGAUCAGCAGCUAUCUCCGAAGAUGUGUGGGAAUACUUGAAUCCAGAUCUUUCCGAAGAGAGCGUACGACAGGUUCCGGAGGCCGCCCAAGAGCCUCAACCUAGCAGUAUUCGCGAAGACGUGGAGGAUGAGUUUGAACUCACAGAGAAGGAAUUUACCCAGUGGACUCGACGCAUUCAAGCCUACGAUAGACGUGAGACUCAACGGGUGCGUCUGCUGAAGGUGAUGGCACGCAUGAACAGUCUAAUCACACGUUCUCUCGCAACCGAGUAUCACUAUCUCACUGUCGAUGAGGUUUCGCCGCAUCAGAAACUUGUCAGGCUAGCUCGUGAAUUCAAGCCAAAGCCAGAGACCCGGACCGAAGAGCUUCGACUUGCGUGGAGAGCCAUGAUCAAACAACCAGCGAAUAACGUCAAUACAGAUCACUGGCUCACUCAGUGGACGAGUCUAUAUGAGGAAGCAAAGUGUGCAGAUGUGCCUGAUGUGGUAUACAGUGUCAAGUACGCUAUCCGAGACUUCCUGCGCGCUAUUCAGCCUAUAGAUGACGUAUUCUGCACCGCGUGGCAGGAGAAAAUCCUCAUACACGAUAUAUCCUUCCAUGACGUUAUCUCCUCAUACCGAUCACGUCGUAAGGCUCUUGGACAGUCAGCGAAGAAGGGAUCGUCGAAGGUUGCACUUGCCACGCUAGAUGGUCAGCAUGAGGCGAGACUUGGUCAAAAUAAGUCCAAACUAGCGGAGAAAACGUACCGUACACGGUGCCCGUGUGGUAAUGGCGCCCAUACGUAUCAGCAGUGCUACUAUCUCAACAAAUCGCUGAGGCCAGAAGGCUGGAACCCGAACGAAGCUGUGGAGAAGAAAAUCCCUGAAUUCAUCAAGAGGAUGAGUCUCCAGGACCAGGAAGCCAUCGCAAAGCUAGCCAAGACCGAAUCAGCUCAGUUUGCAGCCUCAGAAGAUCAACGGUCGAUCGAACAGAUCAUCUCUAUGUUUUCGCAUGAUCUUGCGGUACAAGCGGCGCAAGAGAGUGAUGAGUUUCCGCUAAAGAAUAGCUGGAUCGUUGAUACCGGCGCGAAUACUCACAUCAGCAACGAUCGCGAGAGAUUCGUCUCAUUCACUCCUGCUGACUACACUGUCAUCACCGGAGACGCUUCUACAAGAAUUCAAGGCUUUGGAACGGUGAGAGUGAACCUCACAGACCCCGAGACCGGAAAGACCUCUAUCGGAGAGGUCUCGGACGUACGGUAUUCGCCAGGAUUCCACACGAACCUACUAUCCGCGUCGAGACUGAAGAGCAAGGGAUUCAUCAUGGAUAUCGAGUUACUAGCACUCGUUCACUGCGGUCAGCCUAUUGCAAAGCUCGAGGAGAAAUGUGGGCUAUACGUACUCGAAUACCGGCCAAUUCCGGCUGGGUUCGCGACAGUCAAGCAUUCACAAAAACCACUAAUAUCCUCAGCCACGGCCGAGCGUUGGCAUCAACGCCUAGGUCAUAUGUAUGAUCAGCGUAUCCAGAAACUUGCAGAACUCGUUGAUGGAAUCAAGAUCACUGGUCAACAUAUCGAUAAUGCUAUCGGCAAUCCUGAGAGAUGUGAAGUCUGUCAAAUGACUAGCGCAAAGCGCCAAAUCUCGAGAAGAGUUCAUGGAACCAAGUACGGCAGAUAUGGUCGAAUUCACUUUGACCUUGUGCGGAUCGAGACAGCAUACAACGAUGAUAAGUGGAUGACACACUUCUACGUCGAAGGGAUACGCUUACAUGCCGCCUCUACACACGAGAAGAAGAGUGGUUGUCAGGAUGCAGUCAAGCAUUUUGUCGCGUUCGCAAUAACACAAUUGAAGCUGCCAAUUCGAGCCUUUCGCUAUGAUAACGAGCGCGCUGCCGGCCGCACGGUAGAAGAUUUCCUUCGUGAAUGUGGCUUCAUCGUGGAACACAGUGUGGUGGGCACACCAGAGAUGAACAGCUUCAGUGAACGAUCUGGGGGGGUGAUAAUUGCGAGGGCACGAGCCUUACUGCUAGAAGCAGGCCUUCCGAAGGCUCUCUGGCCAGAAGCCGUCAAAGCAGCUAUAUACAUCAUCAACAGAUCGCCCACUAAGCUUCCAAACGGUCAGUGGAUUAUUCCAUACGCUGAGGCAACAGGAAUCGACCACGCACAGCCAAAACAACGCAUCAACCUCUCAAAUCUGCGGCUAUACGGAUGUCGCGCUUACGUGCGCCGUCAGGAUAUUCCAAAGAGCCACAAGAUGGAGCCGCGCGCGGAUAUCGGAUAUCUAGUAGGCUACACAGCCUCGAACAUCUGGCGAGUGUGGUUUCCGCGCAGAGGAGCCGUGCGAGAGGUCAGGGACGUAGUAUUCGAUGAGAAUCUACGAUAUGACCCCAAAGAACUAGAAAAGCCACCUAUUAGCGACGUAAUCGAAGCUAUGCCAUGGGAAAUUGGUGAAGACGAGCAUGAGGAUAUCGAGCAGCUCACACAGCUUGACAACCAGCCAGAAACAAACGAGCCAGCUAGUGAGAGUACUCAGCAGUCACCAGAGGCCAUACCGGACGUUCAACGCCAGGAAAAUGCCUUUGAACCACCAAAGUCACCAGGCCAACCUCAACAGACGGUCACACCGUCUCUAACACCCUCGGCAGAGCCACAGCUUCUGCCGGCGCCUCAGACGCAGCAAUCAUCUCAAGGAGCAUUUCCCGGAGAUCGAAGGCCCGCACAACAUGAGACAGCACAUCCAAGAGCACCAAGGGAUAUCGUUGGAGAUGUAUCGGAUCAAAACAUCGUCACUGGAGCACGGAACAGGAAACCAGUGGACCAGGCAUUUACCGCCGCGCUAGAAGAGCCAGAAGACUAUCAUGAAGGUGUCUUAGCAGCGUUCGCAACAGGACUAAACGCUCCUCACCUUCAUAACCUCGUGCACCGCGAUGAUCUGCCUUCAGAGCCUCAGAACUGGAAGGAGAUGAUCAACCAUCAAUAUCACAAGGGCUUUCUUGCCGCUGCAGGCCUUGAAGUUGACACACUCACUCGCAAAAGCACCUUCGAGGUAGUACAGCGUCCAACAGACCGCAGCAUUCAGAUCCUACCUCUCAAAUGGGUCUUCACUUAUAAAUUUGAUAGCAAUGGGUUCCUGAGCAAGCUGAAAGCAAGGCUAUGCAUUCACGAGUACCAGGAGAAGGUUGGCUCAGCCCAAUAUGCAACGACAAUCACUAGACCGGACUCGGCGAAAGCGACGGCUACACUCGCUCAAUUCCUCACAAAUCCCGGUCCCCAGCACCUUGAUGCGAUCAAUAGAGUCAUCUCGUACCUUUACAACACUCGGACAUCGGCGAUCGCGUACAGAGCGCGCGAUCGAUCACAGAAAAAUAGUCAGAUACCAGAGGCAGUUCAGUUCUUUAGCGACGCCUCAUUCGCCGAUAAUCCUGAUCGAAAAAGCUCUGAAGGAUACACAUGUAUGAUGUUUGGAGGACCUGUCGAUUGGAAGGCCAGCAAGCAGCGUACGGUGACUACCAGUACAACCGAAGCUGAGCUCCUUGCGAUUUCAGAAGCUGCCAGGACUGUGGCCAUGUGGAAACGGCUAUUCAAAGCAAUACGCUUCGAUCCUGAGCACGAGCUAAGCAUCAGAUGCGACAACCAACAGACUAUCGGGAUUCUCGAAAAAGAAACACCUCAACUGCGCACGAAGCUCCGCCAUAUUGACAUACACCAGCACUGGCUUCGGCAAGAAGUUCAGAGCAAGCGCAUCAACGUACACUGGGUGAGAACCGCCGAUAUGAUAGCUGAUGGUCUCACAAAGCUACUACCCCGCCAAAAGCAUCUCGGUUUCAUGCAAUCGAUGGCGGUAGCUAUGUAG
Molecule: messenger RNA, 3927 nt
Organism: Penicillium brevicompactum
Lineage: Eukaryota; Fungi; Ascomycota; Eurotiomycetes; Eurotiales; Aspergillaceae
Exons: 3
Coding region: 1-3927 (1308 amino acids)
Molecular function (GO): nucleic acid binding
Source: RefSeq, a predicted model, not a curated record